GAAGACUGUGGCCUGUCUGUGCUGCUCUUUAGUUAAAUCCUGUCUUCGGCUUCACGCGGGUGUCUGUCCUCUGCUGGUGUCCGUAGAGGACAACGAUCGCGUGGGUAGAUUGACAGGGUCUGCCCUAGAAACUUCUGCCAAUUUAGUAAUGUUGCUUCAGGAUGCCACGCGUUUAAAAACGAUGCUUUCAAGCUAGCUCAAGUCCUAGCACGGUUUAUCAUGCUAGUUUGUUCUUAGCGUAGCUUAUUUGCUGAAGGAACUGUUGUUGAUGUAGCUUCUAUGGCCUUAUAUAUGUGUGUGUAUAUAUAUAUAUGAAUAUAUGCUGAUAGAACUAGAACACUAAGUCAUUUUCAGUGCAGACAAGGGCCUACUGAGGAGGGGCUGACUGGUGAGAUCAGCUGUAGGAGGAGCGUGCCAUUGAAGUAGAUGACCAAUCUUUAAAAUUUAACUUUGAUACAGUAACACUGUUGCUCUGGGUUUUAAUGAAGGGAAUGAAGUCAUCCCUUGGAGGACUAUGAUCAAGCACAUAUAAAAUCUUCUGUUUGUAACUUUGGCUAGCCACAGCUGGUGCAGAGAGCUGGGAUUACAAUGCUGCUAAUAUUUUACGUAAACAAGACAGGUACUGGGGUCUGUGAAGAAGCAUGGCCAAGUAGAAGUACGCCUGUGCUUGAUUAUUGGUUGUGGCAUUAAGGAAGCCAGAGAACUUUUGGCAAAUACGGUUUACUGGCAUCCUGUGCUUGCUGUUGAAAUACUUCCUGAAGAAUGAAAUGUGGGAGCUGUUUUCUGACAGGCCCGCAGGCAUUAAGGGCAGAAAUUAAGUAUGCAGUGCAAAAUUGAAAUGAGAACCUUAGGAGGCAGUAUCAUCUUCAGAAAGAAUAUUUAUCUUCUUUUAUUCUGGCAGGCUGUGAAAAACUGUUAGUAAACGGGCCAAGGAUAGAAUUCAAAUUGCAGUAAAACGUAGUGCCUUUCAGUGCUGUGACUCAGAUUAUCUUUGUGAUCUCCAGGGUUAGCAUCAUUACAUCUUUAUUCUGAACAAAAGAUCUGACAGGGACUGAGAAGGUUCUUACAUUAUUAUGGUUGAGUAUUAUGCACCCUGUAACGAGCAUGCUUCUGGUCUGUCAUGAUACAUACCGGCUAAUCGUUUAUUUUUGUAGGUAAGCGACAUUUGGUGUUAACGUGCAAGAAAACAACAAAAUGUAAAAUCAUUGUGUGUCUUCUUAGGCCAUGAUACGCAGACUGAGGUGUGCCUUUUACCGUAUUGGAACUGAAGCGCUAUGGAGCAGUACACAGCGAAUAGUAACAGUUCCACGGAGCAAAUCGUUGUGCAGGCUGGACAGAUUCAGCAGCAGCAGCAGGGUGGUGUCACUGCUGUCCAGUUGCAGACUGACGCCCAGGUGGCAUCCGCCUCAGGCCAGCAAGUCCAGACCCUCCAGGUAGUCCAGGGUCAACCACUAAUGGUACAAGUAAGCGGAGGUCAGCUGAUCACAUCAACUGGCCAGCCGAUCAUGGUGCAGGCUGUGCCUGGGGGUCAGGGCCAGACAAUCAUGCAAGUCCCAGUUUCUGGAACACAGGGACUGCAGCAGAUUCAGUUGGUCCAGCCAGGUCAGAUUCAGAUUCAAGGUGGGCAGGCUGUGCAGGUACAGGGGCAGCAGGGCCAGACCCAGCAGAUCAUUAUACAGCAGCCACAGACUGCAGUUACUGCUGGCCAGACACAGACCCAGCAACAAAUAGCAGUUCAAGGACAACAGGUAGCACAAGCAGCUGAAGGCCAGACCAUAGUCUAUCAGCCAGUUAAUGCUGAUGGAACCAUUCUCCAACAAGUUACAGUCCCUGUUACAGGCAUGAUCACCAUUCCAGCAGCCAGUUUGGCUGGAGCACAAAUUGUCCAAACAGGAGCCAACACCAAUACAACCAGUAGUGGACAAGGGACUGUCACAGUGACGUUGCCAGUUGCUGGAAAUGUUGUCAAUUCAGGUGGAAUGGUUAUGAUGGUACCUGGGGCUGGAUCAGUACCAGCUAUCCAGAGAAUACCUUUGCCUGGAGCAGAAAUGCUGGAAGAAGAGCCCCUGUAUGUAAAUGCCAAGCAGUAUCACCGGAUCCUUAAGAGGAGGCAGGCACGUGCUAAGCUUGAGGCGGAGGGAAAAAUUCCCAAAGAAAGAAGGAAAUACUUGCAUGAAUCUCGGCAUCGUCAUGCCAUGGCCAGGAAGCGGGGAGAAGGUGGACGUUUCUUCUCACCAAAGGAAAAAGACAGCCCUCAUAUGCAGGAUCCAACUCAGGCCAAUGAAGAAGCAAUGACACAGAUGAUCAGAGUCUCCUAACCACUGCUUAAAGAAAAAAAAUAACUGAAUAGAAUUCCCGUCCCUUCUGCAAGUCUGUCCUACCUUUCCAGUGUAUCAAGCGAGUCUUUCAAUGGGACAAUCGCCAUAUCACAGCCUAUCCUUUUCUACAGAACACACACCACAUUUUCAGUAUGUGGUCAAGAUUUUAACUGCAGUUGACUCAACAGAUAGAAACUUAACGACUUUAUUGGUAUACUGUUCUGAUCCAGCACAAGGAUUUCAGAGUCUGACUGCUCAUGCCUUUUUCUUCUUUUAAACAUGUCUUGCAUUAAGAUUGACCAUGGGUGAGAGUGUGCCACUGACUCAGUGAUCAGCAAUAACUCUGGCAUGCUGAAGCAGGGCCAGCAAAGACCUCUUGGAGUUAUGGCCCUUCUGUACAGAGACAUAAUCCAGUUUAUAGCAACCAGCACUGACGUGGCUAUACCACAGUACUUUGUUUUCCCAGCAGAGACUUGUUAUUUACAUUGACUCCUUACACCUUUGGACUUUAUUGUCAACUGAACUGUUCCCUGUUGUUGCAUCUGCACUUCUGAAACUGGCAGAAACUGAAAGGGGAUUGUUUUAAGUUCCACCUUGUAAAAUAUGUAAACAGCAAGCUCUUCUCUGGGAAAAGUUCAGCCAUCCAGUCAAAAUGAUAGAGAUAUUUCAAGAUUAUUACAGGACUUGAUAUAUUGUGUAUCCGUUCCAAGAAGUAAGACGGGAGAGGGUGAUGUGGGGAUAAGGAUUUAAUUAGUAAAAGCAAUCUCUGGGUGGUUUUUAGUGUGUUUACUGCCAGUAGUUGUUGCUUUGGAAGAAAAGUUGAUGCUAGCAUAAAAAGGAUUAAAAGUUUUGAGUGAGUCCCUUCCAAAGGAUUUUUUUUUUUUUUUUUUAAAUCUUCCUUCUAACCUGCCAGUCCAGUGCAUGGUUCCUGCAAAAGACACAAAAUCUGCAAUCUCAGAGCGAUAGCACUUGACUCUCUUUGUGAUGGUGUUUCUUGAUGUCUGUUCUAAAUCAGUUCUAUAAUUCUUUCAUUCUACACAGAGUGAGGGAUCAUUUCAUGACAGCAGAAGCAUAGGGCAAUUCAUCUUACCCUGAUGCAACUGAAGGAUUGUUAAACAAAUGAAGGCAGGUAUUGAUGAACCUUUCAGGCUUUUUAUAGACUAUCCUCUUAAAAAAAAAAAAAAAGUAGCACUUAAUGAAGGAGUACUUACAUUUUAAAAAAAUGAUUUUUUCAUGACCUAUAGCUGGAUUCUGGCUGAGUAUCUCGACAAAAUAUAUCUUUAUCUCUAGUUCCAUAGCUCAUUACAGAUUUUAAGCUUGCUCCAUUCUUACUACUCUGAAAUUUGGUGAUGGAAGCUGUAGUUCAUAACAUUUUAACAGGUGAUACUUGCAUCUUUCCAUGCUUGUCUCCUCCCAUCUUGAAUGAGUUUUACAGAUGCUCUGUGUAUCACCAGCCUGCUGUAGUCCCAUCUCUUCCAAUUUUGUGUUCUGUAGUUAAAACAUAAAACUGCAUCAUGGCAGUUAAGCAUGGGAUUGGAAAUAUUGCUAGGCAUUGUCACUGAGGGAGGUGAUUAUGAACCUGAGUAGGUAAAGUUGCAGAGGCUGAGGUGUUUUUGAGGAAAGCAGCCAAGGAUGGGUGAGACUGGUUUAAAUUCAGUGAACUCUGUUUUCAAGUGACAAAAAAAGUAAAUGCAACUUGAAAAUACAACCCGUAUUAUCUCCCCACUAUGUUUUUAGCAUUUACUGAAAGCUUAUGACUAAAUGCAAAAUGGAGGACAAAUUAGCAAGUAGAAGACUGGGAGAAUACAAAAAGACAGAGCCUUGAAAAUUCUGUUUACUUCGGAUAAAAGAAAAAAAUACUAGACCUAAGAGUAUGAGAAGAUGGGAAGGAAUGCAAGAGGAGGGAGCAGAAAUGUGGAGAAAUGUCAGAUUCUAGAUUGCCAGCAGGCAAUCUUGGAGGAAGGCUAUGCCUGUCUAGAUACUAAGGAUGACAAUGUUUAGAUCCGCCACCUGUGGGGAGGUAUGUAGCCAGUGAAAGAACAAAGAAAAAAUGCAGAUUUGUUAUUUGUAGGUAGGCAGCUGGAUUUUCUAUAUGGAGUUCAGUUCAUUUUUCUGAAUUUUUAGUUCCAUGUUCUUACCCUUACCACAGCUGACAUGGUGAACUAAAGCUGAGAAAGAAGCUGUUUGACACACAGUGACACCUGCAGCUAUGGGAGGAGGUGGCCUAGUUCUUGCCAUGCAAAUAACUCUUUCUUUCAAUUUUGUCUUAAGUUAUAUUAGUAAUCUAAUGCUCUGUUCACAAAUCUUACAUUAGGAUUUUUUUUCUAAUGAUUUAAAAGGCAUUUGUUUACCUCCAUUGCAUUGAUGGCAUCUUUGGUGCCUUUGGUUGCUUCCGCCUUAAAAUACUUGGCCAAUUAGAGCAUGGUGCUUAUUUUCUUCAGUUGGCGACUAUGAAAUCCUCACCUAGCAUUUCUUGUGAGGUCACCCAUUUCAGGAAAUAUGUAGCUCUCUUUUAGUGAAGGAAUAACACAAAAUUUGCUUUAGAUGAAUUUGCAGCAUUAUUGUAAAUAUUUUUUUAGAGCAUCUGUACAUUUUGUCAGUGCAGUAUUCAUGUACUGGAGGAAUAUUUCUGUGCUGGAGUAAGACAGCCUCUCUAUAACGUUUCUGCUCUUCAACCGAUGGCUAAUCUCUGUCCUGGAGAACCCCCUCUGAGAGUUGGAAGUUAGGGAAGCAAGAUUAUUGCUCUGACAUAGGUUUGUUGUUUUUUUUAAUGAGUAAUGACUCCUUGAAGAACUUGUAAACUUCUUCAAAACAGCUAGAACUUUUUUCCCAGUAAGCCCUUCAUAUAUAGGUUCUCCAAUCCGUUGUUGUAGAAUGUGUAUUAAGACCUAUGGAUUUGUGUUAUAUAGGAAGUCUUAUCGUUAAUACUUUAAAUAGUGAUGUGAAAGCCUGAGUGCUACUGUCAUAUUUUUUUCAUUUGCUUUGGGUUAUGUGUAUCACUUCUAAAAGUAGUGUUUGCUUGGUGAGAUUGGAGUUAUUGGUCAGCACCACGUUACCAAAAAAGUCUGCUUUCUUUUCCUGGGUAAAUUUGUUAAAUUGGAGAUGUCAUCAAGUUCAAACCUCUCUAGUAAUUAAAUGAGAAUUCUUUGUGGAUUGGCUACAUUUGAGCAAAAACUCCACUUUAGGAGUGCAUAAAAGAAUGGAUGAGGCUAAAAGAAGAGGCUCGGGGAGAAACGUGGUCAAUUGACCCAGAGAGCACUGGAGCGGUGAACCGAUCAAAAACCAGUUUUAUAUGAGUGUAAAGAAUGGGAUGUGGAAAAUGGUCCUCAAGUGAUGCUAAAUGGCUUUAAGGCCUUGCAUGUUAAAAGGGGGGGGGGGGGGGGAAUCUUUUCUUUGUGAAUGGGUGUGGGAGGGUACUGAGAUUAAUGUAAUGUAAGGCAAAGUUUGUAUAUAGUUAAAAGUUUAUAAUUUUUUUUAUAUGAUGCAUUUUUUCAAGUGUAUUUUGGUCUUUAAUAGAUGCAAUUGUAAGUACUGUGUACACUAUCCAGCUAAUAAAAAUUUAUAAACCGAGAACAA
Molecule: messenger RNA, 5894 nt
Organism: Harpia harpyja (harpy eagle)
Lineage: Eukaryota; Metazoa; Chordata; Aves; Accipitriformes; Accipitridae
Gene: NFYA
Product: nuclear transcription factor Y subunit alpha
Exons: 10
Coding region: 1275-2318 (347 amino acids)
Biological process (GO): regulation of transcription by RNA polymerase II
Cellular component (GO): CCAAT-binding factor complex
Molecular function (GO): DNA-binding transcription factor activity, RNA polymerase II-specific; RNA polymerase II cis-regulatory region sequence-specific DNA binding
Source: RefSeq, a predicted model, not a curated record